Messenger RNA from Amoebophrya sp. A25, 3365 nucleotides. The record is from the annotation of a GenBank genome assembly. NCBI's taxonomy places the organism in Eukaryota, Dinophyceae, Syndiniales, Amoebophryaceae.
CUUUUCCUUAUGGAGUGAUAUGAUUUAGGUGGUGGAUGAUCAAGAUAAAAAGCUCUCUUGUUCAACAUCAACACGUCGACCAAACACAUCUAUCUUGCAACCAAUUCUCUCCACAGAGAUAUACUUGCGUUUACAACGAGAUCCCAACCCUCUUUUCGAAAAAACUAAGGCCAUCGCUGCGGCUUUGUCAUAGUCAUACACAAGUGCUCCUGCCGAAAAAUUAGAUUGUUUAGGUCUUUUACUACACGAACAUCGCCACUCUCGACUUCACGGCAGUGGAUUGUCUUUCGACACCAUCGGAGUCAUCAUCUACUGUCUUCUCGUCUGUUUUUAUUUCAUCCAAGAUCUUGAAAGGAAAAAAAAUCACGAUGUCGCUGACACAGAAGAUCAUCACCGCGUCAGUUGUCGCGGGCAGCGCUUCCGCUCUGCAGUUCUCCUCUUCUCUCCCGAGAACGGACCCGGUGAAGAUGCCCUGCUCUAACUGGCUCGACAUGCAGAGGGCCGAGCUGCGAUCCUCAGGAUCAGACACUGGCCAGCAUUAAGACCAAGAAAGAACGUUUCUCGUAUUUGGAUUACCUUACAGUUGUCGAAGCGGCGAAAGUAUGCGCUGCCGGAAACCUCGCCAAACAGGAGAAGAAGAAUCCGUCCACGCUCCGGGCUACUGUUAAGGCUAAAGUUUCAGUUUGAAAUAACGGAAGUGCAGCAUCGUUUCUGAGAACUUCACUCACAAACAUUAUAGACUGAUAAAUUUAGCAUGCAGCUCGUACUCGUAGUUCAUAGUACAUGCACAAGUACAACAUCUUCAAUUGUACUCUGACUUGUUCGAGAAACUACACUUCACCUUCGUGGAGAAGUAUGAAGAUGCUGUGGGAGGACGCAUUUUUCUUUUCCGGGGUUGUUACAAUGUAGUUGUAAGUAGAUACUUCUGAGUCUAACUACUUCUAGAUCAUGUAGUUGUACUAGAUACUGAUACACUUACAUUUAGUAUUAGUUUCACAGCUCUAAUGACGGUAAGGAAAAAGCAGAAGGAAAAGAACAGGGCCAGUUACAGGAAAUUCUGACAUUCGCCAAAGAAAACGAGUCCGCUUGGAGUACCUUGAAGAACAGCAAGGAUGGCGUGGACCCAAUUGUUGGCGACAAAGACUAUGACUACCUUGCUGGGGUGAAGAAGUUUAUCACCAAAAAAAUGUACGUCAUGAACGGCAGUCAGGCCAAAACCGGCCACAAGGGAAACGAGGUGCGCCCGUUUUCGGACAGUUUUUAUGCCCAAUGCUGCCUCGACAACACGGAGCAAGUUAAGGAGGAGAUAAAGAAAGCUCAGAAGGUCGAGCAGGAGAAGAAGGAGGCCGAAGCUAAACAAAAGCAAAAGGAACAGGAGGAGGCGGCGAAGGCAGAGGCCGAGGCCAAGGCCAAGGCGAAGGCCAAGGAAGACGAAGGAUGCUGCUGCUAGAGCAGCGCCGGACGUGUUUAUUAGAAUAGAGAAUCAUCCGAUUCUAGUGCAACCAGUUGUAUGGGAGACGAACUAUACAACUGGCGACAUUGGAUCGGUUUGAUUUUGGAACAUUCAGGGGAGACGGAGCUACGGGAGAAAAUGAGUUUGAUGGACGACAUUGGACGACUAGAGUCGGCGUUGGGUUGAUAGUUUUGCAAGGUUGAUAGUUUUUAUUUGAUGUCGAUCUUACUAAAUAAAGAAAAAGAUGCUAUUGCAAGGUACUCAGAAAUGCUACUCGAUCUAUCAAAGAAUAAUGUUUAUGUUUUGUAAUUUUUUUUUGUAACGGGUGUGCUGCAAAAUCAAAAAUAAAGAAUGCGAAAAAGUCGCAAUUAAUGAAUUUGCCCGGCAACGGGGAGAUGGAGUCUAAAAAAAGUGCCUAGCGUUCCUUCACAAAUUUCGCAUUAUAGCAACCAUUUUGUAGCUAUCGCGGCAUCCUUCUAAUUUACUCCACCAACGAGCUUCGCGCGUAGUAGGGAGCAAUAAGUUGGAUUAAGUGUUUAACUAUCUUAGGUGGACGGCUUUUCGCAGCCCAGGUUGACACGGCGCUUAUGUUGUGAGGGGGACGGUUUUCCGCAUGGCAGUAGUCUGCCUUAGCUCCUAAGUUUGAUCGUCUUAAAGUCGACGGAUCCAAGUUUUUGCGUAUCCUACAGGGUGUUAGCCCCGUCUUUCGCCGGCAGCUUCUUGGGUGCACGCGCAAGCUCUCCCCUUUCGGAUAAGCAUGGCACUACAAACAUUCGAGGGCUAAAAAAAAGGGAGCCUAAGAGCCCCCCCUCUGCCGGUAUCUACGCGGAAAGUACGCAGGUAGGUCUUGACUUAUCGGGGCUCGCUCGCACUACAAAAAAAAAGAAGCGCUACAAAAAAGAGAGAAGCUUUGCCGUAGUUGUUAAGGAGAUUAAGACCUUCCCCCUACGCCGGUGGCUACGUAGGAAAUAUGUUCGCAGGUUCUUUACGGAACUCGCUCAUGCUACGAAAUAAAAGAAAGUCCUUGCUUUGAAGUGAGCGUGGCGGUCCUCGUCCGUGCGUCUUGCUUGUUUUUAGAAUGGAGUUAAGGACAACUACUGAAAAUAACUACCUAGAAGUAUGUGAUAAAUAAAAAAAUGAAAACGAAUAGACAAGAGGACAAGGCAACAGCUCCUUCGAGUUCACCUCACUAGGGAAGACGAUGGGGUGGACUCGUAGAGCUGCGCUUUUCAGCUUCGCCAUAUGUAGUAGGGACAGACAGAGGAUCUUAUCAGAAGGAAGCUAUAAUUGGUAUUUUUGAGUGAGGAGAUAAUCAAAAAUAUGCUCGUCAAAAAACACAGAAGAUUUCUCUCGUCGUCAGAAAAUAAUUAGUGAAAAAGAGAAUACGAUCGUUAUUAGCUACGUAACAAAAAUAUAUGAUCAGUCGUCGACUUACUACAUCGUCUAAAAAUAAUUCCACUUUCUCUAUCAUCUUGGUCUACUUUCCUACUUGAUGAUUGUCUAAAAUGUUUUUCGUGCCUAUAAUUUCUCAAAAAUAUAUGAAUAAGCAGCUGCUGGGGCUCAUUUGAUGGAGAUGUCUCUUGGACUCUGGAUGCUUCCUUACCAUUCUUAAGCUUCGUACUAUCACUAGUACAGAAAUAAAUCUUAUUCAUCUCGCGUGCUUUCGUGAGAUGGUGCAGGUAGUUUUUUCUGUGGGUUCAUCCGAUUAUCCCGAUGGGGGCGGCCCUUGAGUAAAAGGGGAUUGGGAGAUGGGAGGUGGGAAUCCACAUGGACAGGGAUCGGCGAGCUUGUACGAACAUAUUUGUGGGAGUUUUUAGUGAUACGAACUAUGAAACGAAUUUGUCAACAUCUUGAAGAAAGCAAGAGCGAUUAAAGGAAUUAUUUGGAGAUGUAGACGACAAAUGAAACUGGG